Messenger RNA from Cladophialophora yegresii CBS 114405, 426 nucleotides. Its product is annotated as histone H2B. Gene Ontology annotation, cellular component: nucleosome. The coding region runs from base 1 to 426 and encodes 141 amino acids. The transcript has 3 exons. Gene Ontology annotation, biological process: nucleosome assembly. Lineage: Eukaryota; Fungi; Ascomycota; Eurotiomycetes; Chaetothyriales; Herpotrichiellaceae. Gene Ontology annotation, molecular function: protein heterodimerization activity; DNA binding; structural constituent of chromatin. The record is from RefSeq and is a predicted model, not a curated record.
AUGGCUCCCAAGGAAGCGUCCAAGAAGCCCACCACUGGCGGCAAAGCCCCAGCUGGCAAGGCCCCCGCUGUUGAGAAGAAGGAAGCCGGCAAGAAGACGGCAGCAGCUCCCUCAGGCGAGAAGAAGAAGCGCGGCAAGACGAGGAAGGAGACCUACUCCUCAUACAUCUACAAAGUCCUCAAGCAAGUCCACCCCGACACUGGUAUCUCCAACCGUGCCAUGUCAAUCCUGAACUCAUUCGUCAACGAUAUCUUCGAGCGCGUCGCCACCGAAGCCUCCAAGCUUGCUGCCUACAACAAGAAAUCGACAAUCUCAUCCCGAGAGAUCCAGACCUCAGUCAGACUCAUCCUGCCUGGUGAACUUGCGAAGCACGCCGUGUCUGAAGGCACAAAGGCUGUCACCAAGUAUUCUUCUCAGAGCAAGUAG